Hemiscyllium ocellatum (epaulette shark) is the source of this 4620-nucleotide messenger RNA. RefSeq names its product glyoxylate reductase 1 homolog (Arabidopsis) (gene glyr1). The transcript is spliced from 16 exons. Gene Ontology annotation, molecular function: NAD binding; NADP binding; oxidoreductase activity, acting on the CH-OH group of donors, NAD or NADP as acceptor. Bases 54 to 1568 code for a protein of 504 amino acids. The record is from RefSeq and is a predicted model, not a curated record. NCBI's taxonomy places the organism in Eukaryota, Metazoa, Chordata, Chondrichthyes, Orectolobiformes, Hemiscylliidae.
AGGCUGUCGCUGCCGUUGCCGGGGAGGGCGAUGGACGAACUCCUCUGAGGAAGAUGGCGGCUGUCAGCUUACGGGUGGGAGAUCUGGUCUGGGGUAAACUGGGUCGGUAUCCGCCCUGGCCAGGGAAGAUUGUUCAUCCACCCAAAGAUCUCAAGAAACCGCGAGGGAAAAAAUGCUUCUUUGUGAAAUUCUUUGGAACUGAAGAUCAUGCGUGGAUCAAAGUAGACCAACUUAAAUCCUAUCACCUUUACAAGGAGGAAAUGAUAAAAUCUACUAAAGGGAAACGUUUCCAACAGGCAGUGGAUGCAGUUGAGGAAUUUAUUAAAUCAAAGGUAUCUGCUUUUGCCUCAUCAGAAGAUAAAAGCAGGCACUUUUCAUCUGACAGUAAAAGACAAAAUUUCUCCCCAGCAGAAAUUUCAGAACACGGUGCAAGGAAAAGGGGUCGGCCACCAAAGGAGGAAAAGGAUGCUUACCCUGAGCCAUCCUCAGUGAAGCGGUUGGUUACGGGUCCAGUCGCAGGAUACAAAUGGAAGCAAGUAAAGGACGACCCUCACUUUCAUCACUUUCUGCUCAGUCAGUCUGAGAAGCCGGGGUCAUGUUCGGCUAUCAUUCAAAAGCUGAAGACCACAGCAGAAGAGGAAACAGAGUCAACAUCCAUCCAGGCAGCUGACAGUACAGCAACCAAUGGCAGUGUGACCCCUACAGACAAAAGGAUAGGCUUUCUUGGUCUAGGCUUAAUGGGAAGUGGAAUAGUUGCAAAUCUCUUGAAAAUGGGACACACUGUUACAGUGUGGAAUCGCACAGGAGAGAAGUGUGACCCUUUUCUUCAGGAGGGGGCCCGUUUAGGACGGACUCCAGCAGAAGUGGUUUCUAUGUGUGAUAUCACAUUGUCUUGCAUCUCUGACCCAAAGGCAGCUAAAGAUCUGGUUCUGGGUCCCAGUGGGGUACUGCAAGGGAUUCGACCAGGCAAGUGUUAUGUUGACAUGUCUACAGUGGAUCCUGAGACAUCCACAGAAAUCUCACAGGUGAUCACUUCCAGGGGGGGGCGGUUUCUUGAAGCGCCAGUCUCUGGCAAUCGGCAGCUUUCGGAAAAUGGAAUGCUGGUGAUCCUAGCUGCUGGGGAUAAAGCUUUAUUUGAUGAAUGCAGCAGCUGUUUUCAGGCCAUGGGGAAGAAGUCAUUCUAUUUGGGUGAGGUGGGCAAUGCUUCGAAGAUGAUGCUGAUUGUAAAUAUGAUUCUCGGCAGCUUCAUGGCUUCUGUAGCAGAAGGAUUCACGCUGGCUAAAAAAGCAAGUCAAUCGCAAGAAGUAUUGCUUUACGUCUUGAGUCAGGGACCUUUGGCAAGUUCGUUUUUGGAUCAGAAGUGCCAAAGUAUUUUGCAGGGAAAUUUCAAGCCUGACUUCUUGUUGAAACACAUACAAAAGGACCUCAGGUUAGCCAUUGCUAUGGGUGAUUCUGUCAAUCAUUCAACUCCAAUGGCAGCUGCGGCCAAUGAAGUGUUUAAGAAAGCAAAGGCAUUGGACCAGUCAGAAAAUGAUAUGUCUGCAGUAUACUUGGCCUGCAACCAAUGAUUGCUGCAAUGUUUUAAUUGUUCCCUUUAAAAUUUGGGGCCAUUUACUUUGGUUUAUAUGUUUCCAUUAUCAGUAACAGCUCUCAUCUGCCCCAGUGGCCAUUGUAGAUUGAAUUCCUCUAAUGAUUGAGGAUGGUAAUGGUCCACAGCCCACCAAAUCUCAUUAAUACACCGGCACAUGGCAUCUCUGAGACUGUGAAUUAAGUAUGUGCCAACCAGCUGCUGCUUUUCUUUCAGUUGUAAUUUUGUUAGGAUGGUGUUGAGAAGUUUACUUAUUGAAAGAUGGCUAUUGACAAAGGUAUAUGCUCGUGUUAACCCUUUGCAAUUUUUAAAACUGGUUUUGUAAGUACCUCCUGAUGUGGUAACUGCUGAUACAAACCUAACUCUGGUACUGCCAGUCACCAGACUGACACUGUUGUAUCACCAAGUCAUGGGUGACAAAUCUCUAAGAUCUGUGAAGUGAUCACAGGUAGUGGUGGAAAAAGUUGGGAUGCACAAAGAGCUCAAGGCCUGUACUGUAAUGAUAUUGCAGUAAAUUUUAUAUUCUGGUUGUCUUAGUGAUGCCAGCAUGGGUUGUCUGUACAUAUUAUCAGAAUGUCUGAUAUUGCUAUUCUGUACAAAAUGAAACAUUUUACUAAACUGGUAUCCUGCUUUGUAUUUCCCAUGUGGCUUGUACUGGAGGGAGAAAGAUUUGCUCAUGCAGGUGGGCAAAACAAACCACACAUGACACUGGAAGAAAAUCUGCACAGUUCUGGGACUAACCCAUUUAUUACUAGAGCUUGUGUGCAGUAUUUGUUUUGGGAGUUAAAAACCUGUAAUUAUCUUUUUGUGAUUUAAUUUUGGCAUCUAGUAAAAUGGUUGCCACUUUGUUCCUGAUUCAACAGGGUUUUUAAUGGUUUUUGUGAUCAGACUGACCUCAGGUUUUUUUUCCUCUUGAUUUCCAAUGUUUUGGGACCCAUGAAGAAUAUUGCAGUAUUAAACCAGCAUUGUGUGCUGGAGAGAAUGGAGUAAAUUCUUCUUUGUGUAUAACUUGCUCCCAACCCUAUUCUUUCCACUUUCCACUUUUUGUCAUCUCUGUAUUGCGCAUGAAAGUACUCAACCUAUAUUUAUACUUUUUUUUCCUUAAAUCUCGUACUUAUUUUACCUUGCUUGGUUUGAGAAGUUUUUUUCCUUUCCUCACCUAUGUAUCUAGAAAUAAAAAUUAUGCAAAUCUGUCAAGUGUUUCAGCCCAUAAUCCUCCUGGAUCUUUGUGCUGAUUACAUGCGGAUGUUGAUCCAACUUGGAAAUGUAAAUCAGACAUGAUAUUAGUUACUUUGAUUGCUUUAACAUUACCAACACCUUUUAUUGUUGCAUGGAGUAGGUGUGGAAUGUAAUCUUGGUCACUUUACUUUGUAAGGCAUGUGCUCACUUUUGGCUACACCAAAGCAUGAUGGUCAAAUGUUUAACAUGACCACGUCUAAUCUAUUGGACCUAAAGAUGGGUCAAAUUCCUUUAAGCAGCUUUUAAUGUAUAUGUAAGAAUGGCCAAGUUUGAUUGAGAUUGGUCCUUGGAUUUCUGACUAGAAUAAGGGACACAAAUCCGAAGAAGUUGAUCUAAAAUGCAUGUGUAGCCCUGACUCCUAGCAGCCUAUUAUUGCAGUUAUGCUUUUGUUACUUUGGUUUACUCCUCCUGUCUGUGAGUUCAUUCGCUGAAAAUAUCAGUUGCCAUUAAGCAAGAAUAAUUAUUGCCUUUAUGUGAACUCUGCCAUGCAUGCUCUGAUGUAAGCAUCUGCCGUCAAAUACAGUGAAAAUUGAGAUCUGUUCACAAGUAGAAUGCUUAAAUAAAAUGUACAAAUGGCCUCUCACAAGUAGUCUCCAUUCCAAGAUUUAUUAAACUUCAAAUCCCUCAAGCUAAAUGUGUUGUAUGCAGAAGCCGGGCAGCUGGUGUUGCAUACGAAGGUCGAUGCUUACCUCAAUAAUUGUGGGUUUGAGUUAUUGUAGCUGCUGCUAAUCUGUCUCACCAAAUAUAAAUGGCAGAAAUACCUUCAGGUGACAUAUUAUGCAUCUCUGUUUUUGAAAGAAGAAAUGGUACAGUUAACCAAUUGGAAGAUUAUACUACGUCUGUUGCUCAAGGUAAAUAUUUUAUUGUAAAAUGCCCAAGGGUCAUGAGACUAUCUCCCCCCUCCCCCGUACAUUCUGUGUUGAGGAUUAUUUUGACUUGAAACAUUUUUUUCUAUGAAUUCUGACAAGACUUUGAAGAGAGUCUGUAAUUGGUAAUUUGGAAAUUUCUUCUAAUUUGAAGACUUAUCAAAGUUAUCGGUUUACAAUUCCUAACAACCUUUUAUACCUUUCUUCGAUUUGUUGUAACAUAACUUUCAGAAGGAGAACUUAUUUAUGAUUUACUUGAUUCCUGAAUUAUUUUCCUGCAUGAAACCAUUACUGUGCUUCCACUUUGCAUUAAAGGUUUGUGUGCUUACGUUAUCAAACCAUUGCAUUGUAAUGUGCAGAGUGGCCUAUAUCUGUGAUAGAGAGUGCUGCAUCUAUUGCUAGUUUCACAAAAAAUAAUCUGUGCUCUUGUACAAUUUUUAAUUAAAACUCUGUAAAUACUGCAUCUACUGCUAAGUGACACUCCGAAUACAGUAAUGCCAUUAUCAAAAUCUAUGGGAUAGGAUUAAUAUCCAGGUUAUUCUAUACAAAUCUAGAAUUUCACUCUUAAAGAAAAACACCAGGCAAUUUCUAAUAUUGUCACGGUUAACCCAUUGCAAAGAUCUUAAGUGACUACAGAUAAAGAACACUCAUGUACACAAACUACUGUGGUAUUUUUGUGAAUUGAUUGUAUUUUUUAUUUUGCUCUACGUGGCCUGAAUUCGAAGUUGCAUCCAAAUUACACAAUGUUGUCAUUACAUUUUUAUAGCUUACAGUAUUUCAUUUUCAAAUCAAUAUUGCAGAAAUUGGCUACUAUUUUUUAUGAAUCCAUAACAAUUAUUUUGUUAUGUACAAAAUUGUAUACAAUUUGUCAAAUUGAGUAUUUGGAAGUGUAGUGAAUAUUUUUUUUAAAAUGUAUUAAGUUCAGUC